Messenger RNA from Miscanthus lutarioriparius, 834 nucleotides. Lineage: Eukaryota; Viridiplantae; Streptophyta; Magnoliopsida; Poales; Poaceae. The record is from the annotation of a GenBank genome assembly.
AUGAAUUCGCAGUCCUUUUUCCUUGUUUCUCUAGCCUGCUUUUUUGUGCACCUGGUGGCCCAAGCACAAGCAGCUCCGUCGUCUGUGCAUCUUUACUUUGAGCUAUCUACUCAAACAUAUGAUGAUUUGUGGACGAAGCUACGAAGGCAGCUGAGGCAGCCGAGUAAUCCGGAAUAUGUGCCACCAAAUGUGCAAGGCAGAUAUGUUCUUGGGCCGCGGCGCCCCGAGUUCUACGGCACGCCAUUGGGAUGGAUUAUGGUCCAUGUCACCGGGGCAGCAACAGAAGACAAGACUACGCUAGCGAUAGCCAAUGAUGAUCUGUACCUUCUUGGCUUCAGGAACAGCACUGGACAUUGGUACAUCCUUACUGGAUUUGGUGGAUUACCUGGAGCCAUCACAAUGCCGUUCACGGAGUCAAACUACGAUCUGGUUGGCGGUCACCUGAACCUUCCCACAGUUCCACUAGGGAAACAGUCUGCCAUAGAAGCCGUCAAGAUACUUGCAAGCUGCGACCACUUCGACACAACCACCGAAGCACAAGUCAAGCAAGCGCUGGUCCGGUUUGUGGUGAUGAUUGCAGAAGCCGCGCGGUUUCCAGCGAUCCGUGGUACAUUCAGCUCAUCUCACAAGUGGCAGCAGCAGACCUUCAUCACCCAAACACAGGCAAAACGUGUUGUCCAUUGGGGAAAGCUCUCAACACUUCUAGUGAUUUGGAAGCGAACUUACGCGUGGGAUGGCGAUCGCGCAAGAGACGUGAAGGAUGAGAUUGGAGUCAAUGGUCCUCGCGAUGCUCUCGACUUAGUUGAUUUCCUCCUUCGCCCAGAAAAUAUUUAA